GUACGGCGAGCCGUCUGCCGGUCCUUUAACAAUGGGCGGCGCGAGCGCCCCGGUGCUGGGCCCUAGCUGAGGCGGGGGCUUUGCGGCCGACGGUCCGCGGCAUGAACGCUGCCGGCGUCCCGCGCACGCCGGCCGGGCUGGGGCUGUGAGGGCCGCGGUUCCGGACUGAAGUUGCAGCGUCUGGCCGGGCGCGCCUCUGGCUUCCAUGGAGUUGGAGGGGCAGUGGUGGCGAGGACAGCUGGCUGCGGAUAUUCACCAGGCACUUCGGUACAAGGAGCUGAAGCUGCCUUCCUACAAGGGCCAGUCUCCUCAGCUGAAUCUCAGGCGGUAUUUUGCUGAUUUGAUUGCCAUUGUGAGCAAUCGCUUCACGCUCUGCCCUUCUGCCCGACAUCUCGCUGUCUACCUGCUGGACCUGUUCAUGGACCGCUAUGACAUCUCCAUUCAGCAGCUGCAUUUAGUUGCUCUUUCCUGUCUGCUUCUAGCAAGUAAAUUUGAAGAAAAAGAAGACAGUGUGCCUAAGCUGGAGCAGCUCAACAGCCUGGGCUGUAUGACUAACAUGAAUCUCGUGCUCACAAAGCAGAACCUGCUGCACAUGGAACUGUUACUGUUAGAGACCUUUCAGUGGAACCUCUGCCUUCCCACGGCCGCCCACUUCAUUGAAUAUUACCUCUCUGAAGCAGUCCAUGAGACAGACCUUCAUGACGGCUGGCCAAUGGUUUGCUUGGAAAAGACUAAACUCUACAUGGCCAAAUAUGCAGAUUACUUCCUGGAAGUGUCUCUGCAAGAUUAUGCCUUUCUAAAUUAUGCACCUUCUUUAGUAGCUGCUGCAUGUGUGGCUUCCUCGAGGAUUAUCCUUCGUCUGUCCCCAACAUGGCCCACGAGACUACACCGUCUCACUGCUUACUCCUGGGACUUCUUAGUGCAGUGUAUUGAACGGCUGCUGCUUGCUCAUGACAAUGACGUGAAAGAAGCAAACAAGCAGAGGGGACAGUCGGCUCCUCAGUCAGCACAACUGACUGUGUUCCAGACAGCGCAGCCCUCGAGGCCGGCUCACUUCCAGCAGCCUCAGUAUCUUCAUCCAACCUCCGUGCAGUAUCGACACCCUGUGUCGGAACAGCCGAGCCGUCAGCAGAUUGUGUCUACCACACACACCUCGUCCUACACGCUACAGACUUGUCCUGCGGGCUUCCAAACUAGUGUCCAGGGCCUUGGCCACGUGCAGACUGGUGUUGGGAUGUCCCUGGCAAUACCAGUAGAAGUUAAACCCUGCCUCAGUGUUUCUUAUAACCGGAGUUACCAGAUCAACGAACACUUCCCGUGUAUCACCCCAUGCUUUGAGAGGUGAUGACGUAUGUAAGCGGGUCAUAGAUGAUCCAGACUGUUCUGAGCCCGAUAGCUCUGGAGCAAGCUUUUUGUACUCCUCUUCAGAAGGAAAGGAUACAAAUAGCACCACAAAGCCACAGGCACCAGCACCAGAAGACUGAGUAACCCUUUCAGUACCAUGAGUACCUAGGAGGACUCAGCAGGUACUGACCUGUGUCAAAUCCUAUGUGACAGAAAUGUCCCAGUUCUUGGCUGAUGGUCCAAAUAUUUCAAAAUGCUCAAUACAGCAGAAAAUUGGCCAUUCUAAUAUUUGACCUCUGGUGGGCUUUAGCCUUAUGCUGGCAUAUAUGUCAAAGACUUAAUGUUUAUCUGUGGACUUGCCAAAAAAACCAUCUUUUAUGAAGGAAGUUACAGUAUUAAUUUUUGAAGAAUUGUUUUAAUCUUGCAGCUCAGAGGUUUUUUUUUGUUUUGUUUUGUUUUGUUUUUGUUUUUUUUUUUUUGACCUACUGGUAGGUUUCUAAAUUCAAACUCACCAAUUGCUAAGUAUACUAAUCUGUGCAGUUAAACAAAAUUCAGAUGAUUUUAUAUAACUUCAUAUCAUAAAUAUAGGUGCUGGAUUUAUAUACUACAAUUAGGGGUGAAGCAGAUACAUACCUUGAAAUCAUGGUCAUAAUUUUUGUUUUGCUCUGCUACCUUUUCCCCGUAAGUGCUCAGCCCCGAUUCUUCAGGGUUAAGCAUAUUUAACUCAGGGAACCUGUAGUACUUGGAAACACUUAGCUGUAACCAGCAUGCCUUGGGAGUGUGAGGACAUGAAUUACCUGUGUAGCAUAGGCUGCGGUGCUCCUGCUGGGAUGAGAAUAGAUCAGCACAGGACAAAUGAAGUGGGUCCUCAGUUCAUGCAUGGAGAGGCUGGUCAUCACCCAUGCAGUCAGUGGCCCACACUCAGAUUGGCUCUUUAAGACAGUUUUCAGGGGAAGGCAUACUAUAAAGUGUCAGUGCUAGAGUAGAGUCAGAUAGGACUGUUCUGGAGUUGAGGGUGGCUGUGGUAGUGCUCAGGUUGGGCUAACGCAGCACUUUGUUGAGGGAGGGUGGUUCAGUGAACGCCCUUGGAAUCCAGCAAGUCAAGCAAGCAGGGCUACUGACUUCGGUAGCCACUUUCUGCGGUUGGCUGUGUAACUGCCGGGGGACAAGUCGUUGUAUUGGUAGUAAGUGAAAACAGCAAUAAUAGUCAUAACAAGGGCAACCUAGCCCUAAGAUACUGUCGGAGGUGCAGAGGACAAACUUCAAAAGUAAAAAAGUAACUGAUAAACUGUAAGCAUAGUUCUCUUGGAGGGAAGCUUUCUGGCUUAAAAUGAGUAAGAUGUAUUUGUUUUUAUAAGAUAGCACUUGAACAGAAGGGAAACUGGUAGCUAUGAGACACAGUGUCUGUUGGCGUGAGCUCACUGUAAAGAGGUGGGUAUGCAGCAGGAGUCAGUGGCCUUUGCUGGAAAGGGAAGGGCUCCACACGGGAUGGACUGACAGGGGCAGCUCCCUCCAGUGGAGAAGCUGGUGGGCAGCUUCUGCCAGCAGGAAUUCUUAGAGGAAUGUUCUUUCCUUAAGAGGAAGCUAACUUUUAUCUGUAGCAUACAGAAGGCAUGGUGUGGACUUACUGGUCUGGUGAUGAAAAUCACUCAGGUAAGAACACUCAUGACAGUUUUCAAGCUUGGAAACUGUUAUAGGAACAUAACGCUUUUGCUUUUCCUCUUUCAAAAGGCUGCUAAUUGGUUUUAUAAUUCUUAAGAAAACUUGAAUUAUUAGGAGGAAGUAGGUUCAAAAGAUAAUGUAUCUUUCACGUUCACAGAUAGAGCCCAGCAACAUGGAGUCAGUGUUCAGUAUUGUAACUACCUCAGUAAUGCUAUGAAUGUAAGAGAUUGGGAUAGAAUCCUAACUUGAAACAACAACCAGUGCCUGUGGUAACUUAAUGUCUUGUCAGUGCUUUUAUUGAUUGGUUAUGUGUCAUUCUUGUUGUCAAAGAAUAUUUGCCUUUUAAAAAAAGCUUAACACUUUCCAGUUUAUAUUUAAAAAGCUAAAGAACACUGGAUUAAUUCUUUUUGGGGAGUAGAGUCAAAUAAUUGAUGACUAUUGCUGCAUACCCGGAUGAUGGGGAGGCUGGAGAAUCAUGACUAUUUUAAAAAACAGCAGGAUUCAAGAUAAAUUCAACUCAGCAACAGUUAGCUGUGGGUGGGGGUGGGGGGAGGGUGCUGUGUGGGUUUCAUUUUGUUUAAUUUAUUAAUUAGUCUUAAAAGGUUUUUUUUUUUUUUUCUGUUUUGUUUUGAGAUUACUGGACCAUCAUUAAAUGUGUACUGUGAAAAGAUUAAUGAUGUGUGUAAAGGACUUAACCCAAGUCCAUUAAAUAAACACUACUCAAGUACAAAAUGCAAACCAAAAUAUCUGUGCUCUGACUAACUACAAACGUUGGCUCUGGUGCUAAGUCCACAGCGGGGCCAGGUGAGUGCUGUGCACUUGAUUUUAAAAUAAAAGUCGUUUUCAC
Molecule: messenger RNA, 3853 nt
Organism: Arvicanthis niloticus (Nile rat)
Lineage: Eukaryota; Metazoa; Chordata; Mammalia; Rodentia; Muridae
Gene: Ccnj
Product: cyclin J
Source: RefSeq, a predicted model, not a curated record